Dimorphilus gyrociliatus is the source of this 7869-nucleotide messenger RNA. The record is from the annotation of a GenBank genome assembly. NCBI's taxonomy places the organism in Eukaryota, Metazoa, Annelida, Polychaeta, Dinophilidae.
AAAAUAGUGCGGCGGAAGAAUGUCCGCUGUAGUUUAUGCUAUGUUUACAUCGAACUGCAGAAAAUUUUCUCCAAAUUCCUUAAGUACUGAUUAGAGGAGUACUUAUUUAGGUUAGCAUAUGCACAGUUUGUUAAAUGUUAAGUGGUAUAUUGCGCAAGUUCUUGAUGUUAUUUAUGAAAUUGCUAAUUUUGAGUGGAUUAUUUCAACCGGUAGCCAUAUUGAAAUGCCACCAAGCGGUUUUAUGAAUUUUUUUCAUAAAUUGCUGAAAAAUUACUAAUACAGUAGUUGUAAAACGUACUAACAAUAAUCUUUCUAUAAGUAUUAUGCGAUUUUUGUGUAAUCACAUAUGAUAAACUACAUGAAAUUUUAAUAUCAAAUUCAUAGCUUUCUUGAUAUGGUUGUGCAAGAGGAUAUCUAUUUUUUAUAACAUUCAUACAGAUUUUUUAAUCAAGAUAUAAUAGAAAUAAUAAAGAAAACAUGACAAUCGCAAGUGGAAACAAGAAGAAUGAUGAUUCCCCAGAAAAAAUGCAGAAUCAAAAAGCUCCCAUGCAACAUGAUGAACUAGAAACACAGAGUGACGAAUUUGAUGAGGUUGACUUUCCACUUGAAAUAUUGAAUAGAUUGGAUGAAAUGAUUAAUAGACCGCGAUGGGUCGUUCCUGUAUUACCCGAUGGAGAAUUAGAAAAAUUACUUAACGCUGCAAUCAAAUUAUGUAAAGAAGGUAUGCUUGUAUUUCCUGGUUUGAUCACGUUACCAUCAUAUAUAUUUACAGGAAAAGAUACAAGGAGCGAAGCUUGUCAACGUUUUUUUCGAGAUGGAUUGACAACUUCUUUUACUAAAAUUCUAUCGGAUGAAGCCGUAAGUGGCUGGAAAUUAGAGAUACAGAAAAGCAUUUUUCGAAAUACUGAAAAAUUGAUAGAGCUUAUUGUAACAAAAUUGUCACAAGAUUGGUUUCCACUUUUGGAUCUACUAGCUGUGGCUUUAAAUCCUAUGUCUAAAUUUCAUCAUUUUAAUCAAUCUAAGCAAUGUGAAUAUUCAAGUAAAUACGAUGAAGAGGCUGCUUUUGCAAAUACUUAUGAUACCAGAAUCCCAAAAGGUUGGCUUGUCGAUUUAAUAAAUUUAUUUGGACGCCUGGGUGGUUUUCAAAUUAUUUUAGAACGAUUUACUAAAGGCAGUAAUUUAUCUGUAUCGCUUAUAGCAGCCUUAAUCAAGCCUUGGGGAAAUUGUUACGAGUUAUUAACGACUCAUACUGUGGAAAAUUAUUUUCUCCCGAUAAUUAAAAUUGUACCCGGUAUUCUCAAAAAUUUAUCAGACGAAGAUCUUAAAAAGGAAUCUAAGACUGAGGCGAAAAACGACACUUUAUCUGGUAUCAUUAAAGCUCUCAAGAAUUUAGCAGGAAGAACGGUGGGAACAGAAGAAAUAAUUAAGGAAUUAGAAAUACUACGAUUAGAAAUGAUUUUAAGGUUGCUACAAAUAUCGUCAUUUAGUGGAAAAAUGAACGCCUUAAAUGAAGUGAACAAAGUUUUAACCAGCGUUACGUAUUGCUCACCUAGACAUCAUAUUGAUGUUGAUGAAUGGCUGACAACAGAAAAAAUGGCGGAAUGGAUAAAUACAAACAAUGUUCUUGAUAUUGUUUUAAGAGACUCAUUACAUCAACCCCAAUAUGUAGAGAAGUUAGAAAAAAUUAUUCGAUUUAUGAUAAAGGAAAAAACAUUAACCUCAAAAGAUCUUGAUCGAAUUUGGCAGGCUCAGGCUGGAAAGCAUGAAGCUAUAGUAAAAAAUGUUCAUGAACUCUUGGCUAAAUUAGCAUGGGAUUUCUCCGCAGAGCAGCUAGAUCAUUUGUUUGAGUGUUUUCAAAAUUCUUGGACUCAUGCGUCUAAAAAGGAACGUGAAAAGUUAUUAGAGCUAAUCCGUCGAUUAGCGGAAGAUGAUAAGGAAGGCGUUAUGGCCAAUAAGGUAUUAAGUCUUCUUUGGAGUUUAGCACAUUCUCAAGACGUUCCAACUGAAACAAUGGAAGCGGCAAUGAAUGCUCACAUAAAAAUUCUCGACUUUUCGUGCUCUCAAGACAGAGAUACGCAUAAACUGGAUUGGAUUAGUACGCUAAUUGACGAGCUUAAGAGAAAUCCUUCUUGGGCAAUUCCUGCCUUAAAACACAUCCGUGAAAUCUGUCAACUAUUUAGCGAAGCUCCUCAACAAAAUUUCAAUAAUGUAAGAACUGAGAAUCUUUAUUAUAGACAGAAUAUAAUUUCCGAACUUCAAAGUCAGCAUAGUGUUAUUGGCUUGGUAACAAAUAACUUAGAGGAUUAUAUAAACAAAGCUCGCCAAGCUAUUGUGGAAAACAAAACACUUGGAACUGAUGCUAAGUUGUUACUACUAGAUAAUAGAUAUGAUCACAACAUACAGGUGCAAGAAAGAUUGAGGUUUAUCAGAUUUUUGUUAAAAGAGGGACAAAUCUGGCUUUUGGAGGAACAAGCUCGGCAAAUUUGGAAUUGUUUAGCGGUUAAUGCAGUUUACCAAUCUGAUAGGGAGGCUUGUUUCAAAUGGUUUGCCAAAAUAAUGGGGGAUGAGCAAGAUCUAGAUCCAGAGAUUUCGAAUCAUUUUUUUGUUAGUUGUGUUCUCGAAUUGGAUUCAUCACUAUUAACUGAAUUUGGCAUGGGAUGUUUUGAGAGAUUUUUUAAAAUGGUUAACUUAAGAGAAAAGAAAUUGAAAUGCGGGGGGAAGAACAUUGUCAUGGAUAGCGUUGAUUUGAUUGGCUUAGAUUACGUAUGGCGAGUGAUAAUGAAUGCUGAGGAAACAGUAGCUUCAAAAGCAAUCACACUCUUAAAAGAAUUAUAUACAAAUUUAAGUCCAAAUUUGCAACCACAACAAUUAGAAUUACAUCAAGAAUUAUUGAAUGAUUGUAUGCAGAGAUUAGAAACAUCAGCAGAAACUGUCAAAUUAUUAAAGUCAACGAGAAAGGAAGAGGGAGAUGAAAUUGCCUUACGAAAGGAGCUAAAAAAGAUGACGAGAGUACUCAUUGUAUUAUGCGAAUAUAUAAAAGAAUGCGAUAGCACAUAUCUUCAGGAAAGAGCAUUGCCUCCAUUAUUUAGAGCUUCCAGAGGUAAUAAUAUCCUGUUGAAAGUUCGAACAAUCACUCAGCAUCGAUCGCAAAGUCAAGAUGAAUUCGACAUUUGGACUCACGAUGUUGAGACUUUGGCCAGUCUUCGCCGGGCGAUUGAAUUAAAAAUUUCAAGCAGAAUAUUCAAAUGCUCUCAAUUUUCCAGUCCUUGUGGAAAAGUUGAGUUAGGCUAUAAUGGAGAGCUCCUUGAGCCAGCCAUUCACGAUUCAAGAUUAAUAAGCGAGUUAUGCAUUCAAAAUAGAACGACGAUUACUGCAAAAUUAACUAACAUAACUGGGCAUCCUUCGAGCGCUGAGAGUAGCUCGGAUAGUUCACCAUCACCUCCGCACCAUAUGUCUACUAGUCAUCACUUUGAAGGUCCGAGUUUAGAGAUUGAAUCUUGCUUACCAGGAGUUCUCUUAACUGAGCAUCCUGUUAGAGCUUUGUUUUUAUGUAAGGUAAUUGAUUUAGGUUGUGAACUUAGAGAAGAAGCUCUAAGAGAUCAUGCCUUGCAACUACUAUUCGUAAUUCCGGCUCAUGACCAAUCAGUCAAAAUCUUGAAGGAGGCAUGCCCACAAAAAACCGUUGAUAAAGCCAAAAUGAGUAAAGUAUUGCAUGAGAUAUUCUUCAAUAAUUCCUCUCAUGCAACUGUUCUAUAUUAUGUCAAUAUUUUAUACUCACUUCUACUCCCGGCUCAAGAUAUUAAUUGGAAAGAUGCUUUUCAUAUGCGUACAAAUUUUUUGCUUAACGGAGGAGUACAGUUGUCUUUAGCCAUGUUGACGCGACAUGAUUUUAUGAAGGACGCAGAUAUUUUUCUUAAACGUAUGGCUUACUUGCACGUUUUACGGAUUUGUAAGCUUGUUCUAACGAUUGUUGCUCACGCACGAGUACAGUAUGUGUCUUCUAAAUACGAUGGAGUGAAUAAUAUUCAACAAAACAAUGAACAAUUCGAUGAAUAUGAGGAAGCCCGAAUUCUACAAGAAGCUCUUACGAAUGUAACAUGCUUUCAUCCAGAAAAUAAACUACAUAAUGCUACGCUCUCCCAUGGUCAAGAGCUAAAAGAGAAAGUGAUAGAUUUCCAGCCCGAUUUGAUCACUGCAAAAGUUGUCCAGAAAAUUGCUUGGUGUGCUAGCUGGGGCGUUUUGCACUUAUCCCAUACAAUCGAUGAUUCGGAAAAAACAAUAGCGUCCAGUAGAUACGAACCCAAUGAUAUUGAUGUGAAGGUUUCGUGCGAAGCUUUAGAACUAUUGAGUUUAGUAUUAGCCUUGUGCCCUAAAGCGUUAGAAUCUUUGAACAAAGAUAAGCAAUGGCAAGCUUUUAUACUCGAUGUUCUUUUGGUGUGCCCAAUAUUAGAAAUUCGUAAUCAAGCUCAAGAUUAUUUCUUUAACAUCGCUACAAAAUGUGUGAAAGGUCAAAAACCUUUGCAAUUUUUUGUUACUCUUCUUUUUACGGCCUUGAAAUCACAAGUUCCGAAAUAUUCUAAUCAGUCACAUGAAUAUUUUGUUUUGCUGUGCAAGUUAUUGAACGAAUCGACAGAAAAGAAUAUAAACUUUACAAAUGCCGAUGUUUUACUUCAGAAUGAAAUUACUUGGUUAGAGGACGCCAGAAGCAAAGUUACAAAAGAACAGGAUGAAGUUGAUCAAGUAUUAUUGCAGGGUCAUCUUAUGAUUCUUCGUUCAUUUUUGUCAAUGUACAAAAAAGAUAAGAAAGAGGAAAUUGGGGCUGAUUCACGUAGCGGAGUUCGUUUGAUACGCAAAUUGGUGGAGGAUUUCAUUUUCCCCGCAUCAAAAUACGUUGCUGUAUUGAAAGAUCAUUCAAGUAUUAUAGCACCAAUUACGAAAGCAGUAUGCCAUUCACCCAUGGCAACUUCGGCAGCCUUUAACUUAUUGGUAACUUUAUGUGAGGGAUCAGUAAAAAAUUUGGAACUAUUAUCAAAGCUUUUGACAGUCAUGUAUUACGCUGAUAAAGAUUCAUCUUUAACAGACUGGGAGUAUGUACCUGCAGUAGGGAAGAGGCCAGCAAAUGGUUUUGUUGGAUUAAAGAAUGCGGGAGCUACAUGCUACAUGAAUUCCGUAUUGCAGCAGUUAUUUAUGAUUGAUCCAAUCCGUCGUUCUGUACUAGAAGCGAAUGCUGGAGGAGAGGAUGAUAUACCAGAUGACUUUGACGAAGAUGAAGAUGUUCAACAAUCGAAAGUAAUAGAAGAAAAACCGGAGGAACAACAGAAAACCUAUCACUUAGGAGUUUUACGCCAUAUUCAACAUAUUUUUGGCCACUUGAGUAAAUCCGAUCUGCAAUAUCAUAUUCCAAAGAGGUUUUGGAAACAUUUCCGAUUGCAAGGCGAACCCUUAAAUUUGCGAGAGCAGCAAGACGCAUUAGAAUUUUUGGCAAGCGUAGCCGACAGUAUUGAUGAAGCGAUGAAAGCCAUUGGUGCUCAGCCUAUUAUUUCAAAAGUUAUGGGUGGAGCGUAUGCUGAUCAAAAAAUUUGUAAAGGUUGUCCCCAUCGAUAUUCGCGUUCUCAAAGUUUUUUAACUUUAAACAUUGACAUAAGAAACCAACACAAUUUAUUAGAGUCUUUAGAACAAUAUGUAAAAGGUGAUCUUCUUGAGGGAGCGAAUGCCUAUCACUGUGAACGUUGCGACAAAAAAGUAGACACCGUAAAACGAAUGUGCAUUAAAAAACUACCCCCUAUUUUAGCCAUUCAAUUAAAGAGAUUUGAUUACGAUUGGGAAAGAGACUGUGCAGUUAAAUUUAAUGAUUACUUUGAGUUCCCUCAACAACUAGAUAUGGAACCCUACACAGUUCAUGGUUUAGCUAGAAUGGAAGGGGAAGCAGUCGUCGAUGAAGAGGCUGGAGGAGGAGAUGAAAAUGCCAACAGUCAAACCUGUACUAAAUACAGGCUUGUCGGAAUGGUUGUUCAUUCUGGACAAGCGUCCGGAGGUCAUUAUUUCAGUUAUAUAUUGCAUAGAGUACCUGGAGGUACUGAAAAGUGGUACAAAUUUGAUGAUGGCGACGUAACAGAAUGUAGAAUGGAUGACGAGGAACUAAGAAAUCAGUGCUUUGGAGGAGAGUAUCUUGGUGAAGUAUUCGAUCAUAUGCUAAAAAGAAUGUCAUAUCGCAGACAAAAGCGAUGGUGGAACGCGUAUAUUCUUUUAUACGAACGUGUAGAUCAGAAUCGUAAUAUUGAAGGCGAAGGCGAUGUUGAAACCGUCGCGAAAAGUCUUGCCACCUUAAACCUUAACGAGAUAAUGCCAUCGUUUAUUGAACAAUCUGUUCGUCGUCAUAACCUGCAGUUUAUGCAUCAGAGAGCUCAGUUUUGCCCGGAAUAUUUUCAUUUCAUACGUAGUCUUGUACAGAUCAACGUAAUUUCACCUUCACCGUCUUAUUUGAGUACCAGUGAAUGUGAAGAAUUAGCAAUGUUAAGCGUGCAACUAGCAGCAAAGUUUUUGUUUACAGUUGGAUUCCGAACAAAAAAGAGUCUUCGAGGUUCAGCACACGAAUGGUAUGACGCUUUUGCGUUUCACUUGAGAACUUCCAAAAACGUUCGAUUGUGGUUUAUCGAGCAAGUUCUUCUUCAGCAUCCCAGCAGAUUUUCUGAGUAUUUAUUGGAGUGCCCGUCAGGAGAAGUUAGACAAACAUUCAUGCGAAUUCUUGUCUUUCUCGCACACUGUAGUCGCAGUGACGGUAAUCGACCACUAACAGAAGGAAAAUCACUAUCCUAUUCAGAUCUUUUGAUAAGUAGUGUUUUGAAUUUAUUAAAGAGACAAGUUUCGGAGAAUGGACGACAUUUAGCACAAUACUUCCAGCUGUUCGUCAUGUACGCUCAAUUAGGAAGAGAAGAAAAAGAACAACUCCUCCGUCAUCAAGUUCCAACCUUGUUUAUAACUGUUGCUCUUGAUGAAGGUCCCGGCCCACCAAUUAAGUAUCAGUAUACUGAAUUGGGAAAGCUCUACUCUGUUGUAUCAGUAUUGGUAAGAUGCUACGAUGUUAGUGCAUUCUGUAAAACAAGUGAUGGUAGUACAAAUAUAAAACCGAAUCCCUACGCCGAUGAAGGUGGCCCAAUACAUCCAAUUACUUCAGAAGUAUCGGAGAUGCUCUAUCAAAGACAAAGCAUUAUUAAAAAAGUUGUAGAAGAUUGUCAAUCUAGUGAAGACAUUACAAAAUUGUUGUUAUUUUGUUCGUGGGAGAAUGAGAGUUUUUCAAAUUAUUUGCUAUCGGAAUUGGUGUGGCAAGUUGCAUUUUCUUACACCUACGAGCUAAGACCGUAUCUGGAUCUUAUAAUGAACACUUUAUUCAUACAAGACUCUUUCCAAAUGCAGCGAAUUAUGUUAGCAUUCAAAGGAGUUCCUGAUGAUAGAGACGGUUUAUUUGAUAUAAUUCAAAAGUCUAAAAACCAUUACCAAAAACGAGGCUAUCAGAUUAUUAAAAUGAUGGUUCAGCUAUUUAAUAAGUGUCAAAGUUCAUUAGACAUACUGUGUAGAUACACCGAUUUCAAGAAAAAAUGGCAACAUGCAGUGGAGUGGUUAAGCGAGGAACUAGAAAGAAGACCUUACACGAGUCAUAACACCUAUGCUUGGUCUCCACCAGCCCAAUCGAAUGAAACAUCAAACGGUUACUUUUUAGAACGUUCAAAUUCGGCUAAAUUGACACUUCAACACGCGUUACAAAUUUUACCUGAAGAAGAUAUGGAAGACUGCCGACGGUCACCGUCGCCAAAAUCCCCGGCAAGUCGAGAAUGUUCAGACGACAUACCAUCGCCAAAUGAAGAACUCUGA